CUCACACAACACGCCCUCUCCUGCCACAAAUGCCUGGCUGGGUAUUGUUGUACUGAUAAGAAUAUGAGCUUCUCUAAGUGCCCUGGUCACUUAUACCUCAGGUAAAGGCAGACUGCACCGAAAGUGCCCCCAGCCUCCACCAGACGGGUCCCUCAAAUUCUCUCGCAGGUCGAGUUUUUUUUUUCCCCUCAUGCGUUUUGGACAUUGGUAAAUCGGAGAAAGAAGACUGAAGAUCCCUGCCAAGAGCCCAACAAGAGCCUGAUCUCACAGUGAACUCUAUCAAGUACCAAGGAUCCCCCACCACACGCCACCCCAGACUUGGACAGAAGGGUGGCAUGUCUCAUCAUCUCCAUCAGAAACACCACCAACAGCAGUGAGAGAGAUUUGGGUCAGUCUUCACCUUGUCCAACCAAACAAGCGGACCAUCAAUACCCCAGCAAUCCACAUCCAGGAAUUUGAACUUCUAAUCAGCAGAGAAGACGAUGGGAAGUCCAGCUCAUGACCUGGCCAGCAGUCUGCACUUGCCCUAUGACUUCACAGGGUUCGGCCCUUGCCCAACUGACUCGUGGGCCACCAUGGAGGACAUGAAGCCUCCGCGCGGCCUUCCCAGCAUACCCGAACGUAGCCUGCCGGGGGUCUACCUGUCCCGUCUCGACAUGUACCUCACCGAGGACACGGCCUGGCUCCUGAAGCGAGCCGAGGUGGCCAGCCCCCUAGUACCAUGCGUCCGCGACCACAAUCGCCACAACGAUCACGACCUGGAUGACGAGGCCACCCACAGCAAGGAACCGGAGCAGUGCCCGGUGAUCGACAGCCAGGGAGGCCUGGGGGGCCUCUCGCCCGAGCUGGAGGGACAGGUGGAGGAGCGUUGCCUGGAGCAAGUGCAGAGUCUGGUGGUGGGAGAGGUGCUGAAGGAUAUCGAGAUGGCCUGCAAGCUGCUCAACAUCACUCCAGACCCGACGGAGUGGAGCUCGGGGAACGUGCAGAAGUGGCUGCUGUGGACCGAGCACCUGUACCGCCUGCCCCAGGUGGGCAAGGCCUUCCAGGAACUCACGGGCAAGGACCUGUGCGUGAUGAGCGAGGACGACUUCAAGCACCGAUCAUCGCAGUGCGGCGAUGUGCUGCACGCCCACCUGGAUAUUUGGAAGUCAGCUGCUUGGAUGAAGGAACGUUCCCCGGGUGAAAACCGAAUUGGAACAGAAGAGCUGUGCUCGGAGGCCGACUCCUGCUGCUCCGGACAGCCCAUUCACCUCUGGCAGUUCCUCAGGGAGCUGCUGCUCAAGCCACACAACUACGGACGCUGCAUUCGCUGGCUCAACAAAGAGAAGGGUAUCUUCAAGAUAGAGGAUUCGGCGCAUGUGGCCAAACUCUGGGGCAUUAGGAAGAACCGUCCAGCAAUGAACUAUGACAAGCUGAGCCGCUCCAUUCGACAGUACUAUAAAAAGGGAAUUAUCAGGAAGCCUGAUGUGUCACAAAGACUGGUCUAUCAGUUUGUUCAACCAGUAUGAUGGACAGAUGAAACCAUAACUACUCAGUGCCAAUGUCUAACAGUGAACUGUGUUGAAAGAGCUACUUAUGAAAUGAUGUUGAAUGAUUACAUUUCGUGAGUUACCACUAGUCUGUUGUUCCAUGUUCAGCAUAAGAGACAAUGGUGUCCCAAAGAUCAUGGUUAGGCCUACAAUCUUUUGUCCGGGUACUACGGCGACUGCCUCUGAAAGUAGCAGUAUUUCAGGCCUGUCCAUUUGCAUAUCCUGCCUUCACAUUUAUUAUAUUUUAUUUCUAGGAUUUAAGUAGCAUUUCUCUCCAACUAGCAUUUCAAUGUUUUGUUUAUAUAAAAAAAAGGUUCUUUAUAGUUCUUGUAUGACUUGUAGGUGUUAACCUGUGUUUUGACUAUUAAACUGUCUGUGUCCUGUGUAUGAAAGUGAAAAGAACAUUUUGACGCGGGCUUACGCCAUAUGAUCACCUUCAGUCUUUUUUCUCUGGGUUUAUUUAUUUUACGGGUGGUUUAUGUCUUUAUGGUCUGGUUGAACAGCAAACACUGGCUUACGCCUAUUCAGCUUCUAUGAGAGUCUGAAUUUAUGUUAUGGAAAAAGAAGCAUAUGUGCAAACAGUCCCAGGUUCGCUUUUAUUGUGUGCAAUGAAUGAUUAAAAUGUCUUGGCACGUAUUUAACUCUUCCUCUACUCCCUCCCUUCAUCCCUCACUCCCUUCCUGCGUCUUUCUCGCUCAGUGUGUGUGCUUGUGUGCAUCUCUGUGUGUGUGUGUUUGCCCUUUCAGUCAGUUUUGGCAUGGAUAGUUAUUGUUUGAUUCUAUCAUACAUGAAGCCUGCCUUCAGGAGGGCGUUUCCUCAGUUUAAAUGUCAAGUUUACCUGAGGAUAUGCAAAAAUACUGAGCCAAGAGAGAAGAAUAGUAUCUCUGUUGUUCCCUCUGGAUGAUUCCAGUGAAUACUUACGUCAAUAACACUUGAACCUGAUAUGCGGAUUUCAGCCACGCACAACACAAUGUUUGACUAGUCUUUUCCAUGUUAUUGGUUGAUCACUAUAUCACAUUGCAACUCAAUGCACUCACAUUGCAGACUUAGAAUAUGAAAUCUAAACGAGCAAUAGUCAGCCAGUGUCAUAUUGGAACUGUUAUUAAUAGGCCUAUUGUUGAUUUUUUUUUUAUCAGUUUCAAACUUUCCAGUGCCCUCUGUUAUUUUCUUUCCUGAUGCUCAGCAUUUCCUGCAUCACAGCUGUUCUCUCACUGUAUAGAUACUGUAAUAAAAUCCCUUUUCCUG
This is a messenger RNA of Sardina pilchardus (European sardine), 2774 nucleotides long. RefSeq names its product SAM pointed domain-containing Ets transcription factor-like. Bases 483 to 1508 code for a protein of 341 amino acids. NCBI's taxonomy places the organism in Eukaryota, Metazoa, Chordata, Actinopteri, Clupeiformes, Clupeidae. The record is from RefSeq and is a predicted model, not a curated record. Gene Ontology annotation, cellular component: nucleus. Gene Ontology annotation, molecular function: DNA-binding transcription factor activity, RNA polymerase II-specific; sequence-specific DNA binding. The transcript is spliced from 6 exons. Gene Ontology annotation, biological process: cell differentiation; regulation of transcription by RNA polymerase II.